GGUCUUGAAUCAUCCCCAUGGAAUCUACGUCCCAAAACAAAUCGCCGUCAAAAUAUAAUAAUAACUUUCUUAUUAACAACCCUUUAUCUUCCAAUAUCAAAACUCUCAAUUGACGCUUUAGUUUGGGGUGACACAUUCUGGGCAAUACCAAAUCCAUAUAUUUAUAGCGAUUCACCAGACUUUAGUUACUUCAAUAAUAUUACAGGCAAUAGAGACUUUAACGAUUUUUGUUAUGUUACUAGUAUGAGAAAAGGUGAUUGGAACUUUUCACCAGUAAUUAUAGGCGUUGCAUUGGUAACACUUGCACUGUUGACUUUUUGGUUCCCUAUUGCUUUAAAAAGAUUAGUGGACAAGAAUUCACCUAAAGUUGAUGAAUACAAUGAAGUUGGUGAAAGAAUUGCGAAUAAAGAUGGUGAAUAUAGAAAGUUAUUGGAGAAAGAUAUUUGCCCUUAUAAUUUUUUGUAUAAUGAAUCAAUUCGUCAAGGUUUACAAAUUGUUCUCAUGGUUUUAUUAUUGCUUAUUCACUGGAGAAAUGAACCAUACAUUUUUGCUUCACAAAAUGCUAGUGAAUACUGGACACGAUCUGGUUAUGUGAUCACUGCAAUCCUCGGAAUGGUUGUAAUAUUAAAAGUUGGACCAUAUCAGGGGAUCUCCAUAUGUAUCAUAGUUAUUAAUUGUAUUGUUGGAAUAGCAGUGCUGUGGUAUAUACUUAAAGAGACAGGACCUUAUCAAAAUUUCGUAAAGAUUAUAAAGAAACGAUUGGAUUUUAGUAUCAAUAUAUAUUCACCUAAUUUAGACUUUUCUAAGCAUAUUAAACAACGUAUAUGGCAAGAAACUUGGACUACACUAUUUUUAACUUCUGAAAAAUUUAAAAUGUCAAAAGAUAAGAUUGUAGCAUAUUCUCAAUCACCAUAUCGACCACCAUAUUUAUUAAAUUUUACAGGAAGUGUAGCAGAACGACAUGUUGAAAAUCUUAAAAUCAUAAGGCAAAUUGGAAUAAGACGUUAUACGGCUUCAUUAUCCCCUUUACCUAGUUCUUUAAUUGAAUUAAGGACAAGGAUAUUAAAUAAUUUUGUAG
Molecule: messenger RNA, 1078 nt
Organism: Racocetra fulgida
Lineage: Eukaryota; Fungi; Glomeromycota; Glomeromycetes; Diversisporales; Gigasporaceae
Source: the annotation of a GenBank genome assembly